This is a messenger RNA of Durusdinium trenchii, 696 nucleotides long. Lineage: Eukaryota; Dinophyceae; Suessiales; Symbiodiniaceae. The record is from the annotation of a GenBank genome assembly.
AUGGCCUGCCCGAUUUGCAGUGCGCACGAUGCCUCGCCCUCCCGACGGCAAAGCUUCUUACGCCGCGGGAUCGGGGCGCGGUCGCGUCGCCGCGUGGUCGCCAUCGGCGUCGCAUGCCUGGUGAUGGGCACCUGGGUGGCCAGCCUUUUCGCUUCAGCAUGGUGUGGUGGCUCACUGGUGUCAGCUCAUAGUUCCAGACAGCUCCAGAUGAACGCCAAAAAGUCCCGAUCUCGCAGCCGCAGCAAGACUGGGACCACUCCCAGGACGACUGGGACCAGGACGAGGACGAGCACUUCAAGCCCGAAGACGAAGCAGACGAAGCCCCCAGCGCCUUCUUCGGAGCCUGAAGGGGCGGAGGUCUUCGAUCCGCUCGAAUCAGAUGAGGAUCGAGAGUUUCGCGAACGCUACCUCUCUGCCGACAAGGAGACCGAGCCGGAUUGGAAGCAGAAGAUGGACCAAGCAAAGACCAAGGAGGACCGUUUUAAGGUUGGUUUGCAAGUGGGCGAUUUCAAGACCAGCUAUUCCAUCCUGGCGGAGGAGCUUCUGGGCAGCUUCGUGGAUGGCGACAAGGAUCGGCUUGACCAGUUCCUGACGAAGGCAGGCAUCGCACAAUGGCAGCUUUUGCUGGUCCAGUUGGUUGUCAUCGGAGUGCCGUUGGCUGUCAUCACCUAUUUGUUUGGCCUUUGGACAUUCUAG